UUGAAUUACGUACGCAGCAGUGUGUGCGAAAAAGGAGUAUCAAAUGCUACUUUGGUGUGCAGUGUACGCUGGAACCUUCACUGGUAAAAUUCAUUGCGAGUUCAAGUUAAAUAGGCACAAUAUUGAACUUUAUUUACCAACUGGUUUAUUUUUUUUACAGACUCUGAACUGGAUUACUCACUCGUAUCAAUGACGUGAUGUUUAAGAGACUAUUCAUGCCCUUUGGAAGAAGCAGUUCAGCGCGGACUUCGAACAUGAGUUGGUGUCCACAAUAUACAGGCAGACUGUAACAUUUCAAGUGGAUUCUAAGUUCAAUGCAUCGGAGCCUAACGUCCACCUGAAAUAAGGAUUUUGCGCAUUUUAUCACGACUGUUUUUGAGUCUGCUGCUACACUGAUGGAGUAGGCUACUUUGGAGGCACGCAAAAUCUUUCCUGUCAAAGCGUUUUUUUUAAUAGUCGAUAAAAAUUAAAUGGAUUUAUUUAUAGACAACGGUUUCACCAUACAAAGAAGACACAGUUGCACCAACUGGACAAAACAGAUGUUUACUGAAGAAGCAAGAACAAAAGGGUCACAUUUAUUGUAGUCUGCUUGUUAAAUGUGCAUCAACAACCGCAAAACGCACUCCAGCGCACGGGUUCGUGGGUGAAGACUCCACUUGUUACCGGAUUCAACAUUAUUUUCUGACCAGUAACAAGAAACUUGUUCUAUCAAUGCGUUUAAACGUGCGCAUAUCCUACCUUACAAAUAUAUUCGACACCGGUAAGGUGAUGAGAUAAAGAAUCCAGAACAUUGACUCACCUGCAAGAUACUCUUGUUCUGCUUGCAUAGCCUACACGAAACAGGGGAAAAUAGGAUUUCAUAUUAUAUUCAUUGCUGGUUAAUAUUUUGCUAUCGUCAACGUGGUUUUACGCAUAAUCUAGGCUAGGCUACAUGCGACACUAGUGAAUGGGAUCUAGAAUUGUGCGAAAUUUACACUGUAUCAACAUUUUCGAAUGAUUUCAUCGUGCCGUUGACUAAUUUGCCUGACUGAAUAAACGUGGAAAUGGCAGGCUCCGGUUCCAAUUGGAAGUACUACCUUUGGAUUUUGACAGUCUUGUGCAGGUCGCUGUUGCCCUUUGCCAAAUCGUUGGAAUCGGUGAUUUGGAACUCGCAAAACCCCAAAUUUCAGUAUGGGAAGGGCUUGGUGAUCUACCCAGAGAUAGGGGACAAGCUGGACAUUAUCUGCCCAAAGGCAGACAUGGGGCGGCCAUAUGAGUUUUACAAACUGUACCUGGUGAAGAAGGACCAGGCAGACCAGUGCAGCACGGUCAUGGACCCCAAUGUGUUGGUCAACUGCAAUAAACCUGAGAAGGACAUCAAAUUCACCAUCAAGUUUCAGGAGUUCAGUCCAAACUACAUGGGCCUGGAGUUCAAAAAGAACAUCAACUACUUCAUCACAUCCACGUCGAAUGGGACCCUGGAGGGUCUAGAGAACAGGGAAGGAGGGGUCUGCAACACCCUCUCCAUGAAGAUCGUCAUGAAAGUGGGCCAGGACCCAAACACAGUUGUACCAGACCCAGUUAUAACAGACAAGCCAAGUGAAGACCAGGACAACACUGUGAAGGAGACAACCACCAGCCCAAAUAAGAAAAAGGGUGGCAGUGGUGGGGCUGUGGAGCCAGGCAACAAAGACACCAUGAACCAGGACAACAAGUCCAACUCAGCAGAGGGUAUUUUUGCCUCCAAGCCAGCGCUGUUUGCUGCCAUCGGGGCGGGAUGCGUCAUCUUCCUGCUGAUCAUCAUCAUCCUCAUCGUCCUGCUGAUCAAGCUGAGGAAGAGGAACCGCAAGCACACCCAGCAGCGGACCACCGCUCUGUCACUCAGCACACUGGCCAGCCCCAAGUGCUCUGGGAAUGCUGGCUCAGAACCCAGUGACAUCAUCAUCCCUCUACGGACUACAGAAAACAACUACUGUCCCCAUUACGAGAAGGUGAGCGGGGACUACGGCCAUCCGGUUUAUAUAGUCCAGGAGAUGCCCCCGCAAAGCCCAGCCAACAUCUACUACAAGGUCUGAGGCAAAGACUAUCUUUAGGAUGUUUGCUUGUAGGGGAGAAUUCUGGCCUACCUUUUACUACCUUGUCCAUCUGAUGUUCAAAAACACUUUUGAUGUUCAAAAUAACAUCACAAGAACAGAAAUGAAAAACAGGUCGUCAUGGACACGGUAGUUGAAUAAUUGUUUGUUUCCAGAUAAGCCAAAGGGCAGGUUUUGGAGGGUUUGUGUCGUCUUCUCUUCCUGCUUCUUGCUAGAAAUUGAAUUCACCCAAGUUUUGCUAUUCUGUGUCUGAGAGGACUGUAAGAUGGUCAAGCCUAUGGAGUAGAGAAGCCUUUGCUCUGACAAUGGAGACAAGUUGCAAACAGGGUAUACUACACAAACAAAGGACCCUGCGAUAGGGCUGUCACUCAUGGUCUCCAUUCCUGUAAUGAAGCCUCCAUGGUUUGCUCAGAGACAGAAAAAGGCACAGUGUGAUGAUAUAGCAUAACACACUUCCCUUUAAUAUGUUUUACCUGCACUAUUCUUUUUUAUCAGUCACCUACAGUAGCUCCCUCUUCACCAAUGUCUGAUCCUUCAACGUUGUUUAUUUUCUACUGUAUAUCUAGUUAAUACAUACAAUAUUAUGGUAAAUAUUAAUAUUUUUCAGGUGUCCUUUAGUGAUACUUUGCCACUCUUUCUCUUAUAUAUAUAUAUGUAUGUAUAUAUAUAUAUGUAUGUAUAUAUAUAUAUAUAUAUAUAUAUAUAUAUAUAUAUAUAUAUAUAUAUAUAUAUAUACAUACACACACACACACACACACACACACACAGUACCAGUCAAAGGUUUGGACACACCUUCGCAUUCCAGGGUUUUUCUUUAUUUUUUACUAUUUUCUACAUUGUAGGAUAAUAGUAAAGACAUCAAAACUAUGAAAUAACACAUAUGGAAUCAUGUAGUAACCAAAAAAUGGUUAAGCAAAUAAAAAUAUAUUUUCUUCAAAGUAGCCACCCUUUGCCUUGAUGACAGUUUUGCACACUCUUGGCAUUCUCUCAACCAGCUACACCUGGAAUGCUUUUCCAACUGUCUUGAAGGAGUUCCCAUAUAUGCUGAGCACUUGUUGGCUGCUUUUCCUUCACUCUGCAGUCUAACUCAUCCCAAACCUUCUCAAUUGGGUUGAGGUUGGGUGGUUGUGCAGGACAGGUAAUCUAAUACAGCACUCCAUCACUCUCCUUCUUAGUCAAAUGGCCCUUACACAGCCUGGAGGUGUUUUAGGUCAUUGUCCUGUUGAAAACAUUUUUUUGUUUACUACAUGAUUCCAUAUGUGUUAUUUCAUAGUUUUGAUGUCUACUAUUAUUCUACAAUAUAUAAGAUUUAAAAAAUUAAGAAAAACCCUUGAAUGAGUAGUUGUGUCCAAACUUUUGACUGGUACUGUAUAUAAAAAAAACACAUCGAUCUAGGUGACAUACUUGUGUUAAAUAAGUGUCUCCUCUUCUACUUCUCUAAGCUUGUCUGAACAGGCAAAGUCAGUUAUGCAACUGUGGGGGGGAAAAACGAGCAACGAAGGUGCCUCACCCUGGAUAUAAAUUAAUGAAAAACAAAUAGCUCAUACUCAAUCAUGGUGAGAGGCCAUCAUGACUGAAAUAAAAGAAAACAAAGGUUGUUUCAAAUUGACAGGUCACUUCUGUAUCUAAAGAGCCUCAAGGGGUUUUGCUCCUCUUAAAUUAGGCCUGAGUUUUCCCUUCAGUGAAAAAGAAUAACAAGAUCUGAUUUGUAUGAGCAGAAAAAGUGUGGGCACAAUUAAGAUGUUAUCAAACCUUUCACUCCCACCUAAAGGUCGUGCUCUCAGAAGAAUUGGAUGGCUUUGGAGGGAAUGAGUUGUGUUCACCAAAUGGUAUGACAUUUGUAGUGUUAGUUCUGCACCCGGAGACAAUGGAAUGGAUAGGGAUGUUGCUAAGGAUGGUUUUAUUGUUUUCCACAUUCCCUUUUGGGUCUGAAUUCAUUCAUAGUCACAUACUGUAGACAUUGUGCCUGGAUCAGUCAUGUGCUCAGAAUGAGAAGUGGGUGCAGGUAAUGUCAAUCAUGUGUGUUGUGCAUCUCAAUAAAAGCUAGUUUCAGGAGAAUAAAUGAUAAUAGAAAGAGUUUGGCAACCAGCUCCAGUCCCUAUUCUCCUCAGCUGUGCGAUGGUGGUAAAACCAAACCUUUCAAAAUCACUUAGCGCAGAUGAGGCACAGAGUAGACACUUAAAGUAAAUAAUGAUUCUACAUUACACAUUGUUGUACAAACAUAAUUGCAAUACAGUACAUUUUUAUCUUAAACUAUUCCUGCUCAUGAAAAGGCUUUUUUAAUUCCUAAAGAGUUGUUACCACCGCAACGGGGUGGCGCUUAAACAUCUCUGGUGUCUUCAGGAGGACAACUAAUGACUUACAAUUCCUAUCACAUGGCAACCUCAAAGACCAGGGAAGAUUACACUGGUACCAAAUAGUUUUCAACAUGAAUCAUUACACAUACAGUAUUUUCUGUGUCAAUAUCUUAUCUCCAUGUUCUGAAGUUGGUCCCGUUGUUUAGUUGUGUGUGUUUAUUGUGACAGAAGAUAGGUAAUGUCCUGUAUUUACAGUAGAGGUUUUCUGGCAUAUUUUUAAUGUUGAUAACAUUGACAUUAUUUAAAGUUAUUAAGAAGUAUAGCAGCAAGAGCAGGACAUGUGCGACCAGUUUGUUGGCAUUGUUUCAGAUAAUUAAGGUGCCACCAACCUCCUGUGCUGUACACAGACAUAUUUGUUUGCUUUGAGGGCUAUAGCAGACUGCCUGUUCUUUUAUAACAACAACAAAAUGUUUCCCCCCCCCAGUCUGGAUUUAUGUUGAUACAUUCACAUUUGUUUGGCUUAAAAAGGGCCUAGAAAAAAUGUACUAUUGCCUUCCUAGUGUCUUGUACAUUGUCACCUACAUUGAAAAAAUACAUUGUUUACAACAUAUGCAAAAUGACUGUAAUCAUGAUUUGGCAUUACAUUUUUUAAACAUAUUUUGUUCAAUACUGUAACUAAGUUUUAUCGAAGGCACAACUCAAUAAGUGAUAAAAAAAAAUAAACCUCAGAUAAAGUCAAUGACAAACUGGUGACCAACAGAAUCCAAAUUCUUCAGAUAUUGAACAAACAUUGUGUGGUUGUUGUGUGUGGUUUGUCAUUGGGUAAAGGUAUAGUUGAAUACAAGGAUAAUCGUCAAAAUGUUGAAGGAUAAUGUCUACACCACUGUAUGGUCUUCAAUUAACACUACCACAAACACCCUGUGGUCCUAGAAGUGACAUCCAUUUACUGCUUGUUUAUUAUUGUUUGGUUAGUUCAGUGGCCUAAAAUAAUGUAAAUAUGUGAAAAAAUUCAAUUUAAAAGUUACAUUUAAUAGAGCCCCAUUUAUGAACAUAUUUGUUUUUUUGUAUGCAGAAUUUUGUAAAUAGGUGUCUUUUUGGAAAUACAUUUCAUAUAAAUCUUGAUUUUUUUUUUUUUUUAAUAGACAAUAAUAGAUGACACAUCUCUUAGAGCCAGUGUUUAAGUGUCAGGCAUUGCAAGGAGAGAAGAAAAUCGUAUCAUGGUUCACCACAUACAUUCAGCAUGAGAGAUUUUUACCCCCUCAGUUUCAUUCUAGCUGUCCCAGAUUGUUUGUUUGUGGGUGCUGGAUUGGGAACCUAGAGAAGGGCUAGACACUCUACUAUACAUGUAAUCGAUUUUCUCUGUGACAGUCACCCCUUGAAAUCAAUGGAACUGUUAGUGAACGUAAAACAGGGGAGGGUCAGCAACCAGUUAAAUAUCUGAUGCCUUGAUCAAGAUAAAUCUUAGUAUAAUAACAUACUCCAAAGGUAAAUAAAUAAACCCAUGCUGAUUUAAAAUAGUCUGAUGGACAGAACAUUAUUCCAGGCAUCUUUUUGGCAGUAUAUUAUUCUGGGCAAGUUUCCCUAAACUCUGAAUUUUCUCACAGACCAAGGAUACAGUCAUUCCAUCUCUAGUUGUGAGAGUCCAAGGGGGAGCAGCAUGCUUGGAGCUCUGCUGAGCUUGCGACUUUAGGAAAUAAAUAAGGCCAGCAUACAUGGCUCGAUCUCACUCCUUUGUCAGCCCUCAAGGUGAAAUGGAGAUGCUCUCUUGACCUUUGCAGAUUAGCACAAUAUUAUCUCUGGCUCUCUCUAAUGAUAAAGCAGCUCAAGCCCCAGACAUUUCUUCAGCUAUCAGCCGCCACACAGCCAAGUUCAGCCAGACUCUGCUGUGCUGUGUGUGGUGGGCAGGCCGCUCACAAAGGAAAAAUAUUCCAGCAGUGAUUAGCGACAUGAUAGCGGAAGUACAGUAUAUGAACUUAUACAGCUCCAUGCUAUUGGAGUAUUAAUACAGUGUUUUGGUUUUCCUGCUCAACACAGUUUAAACAGUACUGGCUUGUUCAGUUUGACUGGUUGCUCACUUUCCCUGCUCUGUCAUUAUUGUCAUUGUUUUAUUUCUGUUCAUGAUACAGUAUUAUUUUCAAUGUACAUGUAUGCAAUCCCAGUGCAUUUGUGUUUUUUGUAUCUGCUCCAUGUUCAUAUUUCGCCUUUCAUUCACACGCAGCUUCAACCCGUGUUCAACAUAACCAGUUACUAUGGAAUGGAUAUUCCAUGAGCCAAGUUUGAAAUCCUGAUAUUGCAUAUUGAUAAAUAAAUUUUUCCUAUGGAA
Messenger RNA from Salmo salar (Atlantic salmon), 6692 nucleotides. RefSeq names its product ephrin-B1. Lineage: Eukaryota; Metazoa; Chordata; Actinopteri; Salmoniformes; Salmonidae. Gene Ontology annotation, biological process: ephrin receptor signaling pathway; axon guidance. Gene Ontology annotation, molecular function: ephrin receptor binding. The record is from RefSeq and is a predicted model, not a curated record. Gene Ontology annotation, cellular component: plasma membrane.